UGGAAAGACCUGGCAAAGCGAUUAAGAUUCAAAGAGACGUACACGGACUGUGGAGCUAAGCCACCCACACGAACACGAUAAGGUAGAGCGAACAGCAAAGUGAUCACCACCACCCAACCACUUUCACGUCACGCCGUUUCAAUGGGCCUUUAAUGGGCUCUCCUUUUUCAUAAACCCGUUUUGUUUUAUCUUUCUACGCGCCGGUACAAACCAUAAAAAAAGUUCCGGUCGUCAAUUUCACCAUCGGGCGACGAUUAUGGAAUUAGUCGCAUUGCUCAUAAAGGUCGCCGGUCUUUUGGCCACUAUCACCGUCGGAGCCAACGCAUACUCCUACUCUCGUUUCCGUCGCCAGAGCCUCUCUAAGUUUCGCUCUCCAAUCGACGAAUCUAAAGAAGUUCUCGCCGAUUUCAAUUCCAUUGAACACAAGGAAGGCAAAUUCUUCUUUGGGUUGGCUACUGCUCCUGCUCAUGCUGAGGACGAUCUUGAUGAUGCUUGGCUCCAGUUUGCAAAAGAAACACCAUGUUCAGAUGCAGAGGUCACUGAUAAGAAAGCUAAGAGGAAGAAAGUUAAGCUUGCUGUGGGAGCUAUAACCAAAGGUUUGGCGAAGAACUCACAUGGGAAAGAAGAUAAGUCUGCAGCUGAUAAGCCACCCGUUAAAAAUGUAGCUGCUUGGCAUAACGCUCCCCAUGCGGAGGAAAGGCUUAAAUUUUGGUCAGAUCCUGACAAAGAAGUGAAGCUAGCCAAAGAUACUGGCGUUACUGUCUUUAGAAUGGGAAUCGAUUGGUCUAGGAUCAUGCCAGUAGAGCCUACCAAAGGAAUUAAGGAAGCAGUUAACUAUGAGGCCCUUGAACACUACAAAUGGAUACUUGGUAGAGUUCGUUCAAAUGGAAUGAAGGUGAUGCUAACUUUGUUUCAUCAUUCAUUGCCACCUUGGGCUGCUGAUUAUGGUGGCUGGAAAAUAGAGAAGACAGUUGACUACUUUAUGGAAUUUACCAGGCUUGUUGUGGAUUCCAUGUACGAUUUGGUAGACUCUUGGGUGACAUUUAAUGAACCCCAUGUCUUCACCAUGCUUACCUACAUGUGUGGAUCUUGGCCGGGUAACAACCCUGAUUUUCUGGAGAUAGCUACAUCUACUCUACCUAUGGGUGUAUUUCAUCGAGCCUUACACUGGAUGGCUGUUGCUCACUCAAAGGCCUAUGACUACAUUCACGGGAAAUUUUCUUUGAAAAAACCUUUGGUAGGGGUUGCACACCAUGUCUCCUUUAUGCGACCAUAUGGGCUCUUUGAUAUCGGGGCCGUUACUAUUACAAAUUCUCUCACUAUGUUUCCAUAUAUCGAUAGCAUUUGUGAGAAGUUGGAUUUCAUAGGCAUCAACUACUACGGACAGGAAGCAGUGUGUGGUGCUGGACUAAAGCUUGUAGAGACUGAUGAAUACAGUGAAUCUGGAAGAGGGGUAUAUCCUGAUGGUCUCUACCGCGUGUUGUUGAUGUUCCACGAGAGAUACAAACAUCUGAAAGUUCCUUUCAUCAUCACAGAAAAUGGCGUGUCUGAUGAGACAGAUGUGAUUCGACGACCUUACCUGAUCGAGCAUCUCCUUGCCCUUUAUGCUGCAAUGCUUAAGGGUGUCCCUGUGCUUGGUUACAUAUUCUGGACUAUUUCCGACAACUGGGAAUGGGCUGAUGGAUAUGGUCCAAAAUUUGGACUUGUUGCGGUUGACCGAUCCCAUAAUCUUGCUCGAACCCUUCGGUCGUCGUACCAUCUCUUCUCCAAGAUAGUUAAAAGCGGAAAAGUCACUCGUAAAGAUCGGUCUCUUGCAUGGAACGAACUCCAGAAAGCUGCCAAAGCAGGAAAACUACGGCCAUUCUAUCGAGCCGUUGAUAAUCAUAGUCUUAUGUACGCAGAUGGUCUCGACAAGCCUCAAUGGAGACCUAUCGUUGACCGUGACUGGCGUUUUGGUCACUACCAAAUGGAUGGUCUUCAAGACCCGUUGAGUCGCGUGGCUCGAACCCUUCUCAUAUGGCCGGUUAUCAUGAAAAAGAGGAUAAGAAAAGUGAAGAUCAAGCACACUGAUGAUGCUGGGCUCAUUCUACAUCCCGCUUUAGCCUCACCCUUUGACUAGAGAAAGAGAGUAGAUAAAACCCGAGUGCAAAAAAAACUCGUUUCCCUGUACGAUUUGCCAAACCUCCUUUGGCGCAAUUAGAAACGAUUCACUAUCUUGUUGUUAAUGUUUAAAUAAAGGCACAACGACACGAUGUUCAAACGUUUGCCUA
Camelina sativa (false flax) is the source of this 2270-nucleotide messenger RNA. RefSeq names its product galactolipid galactosyltransferase SFR2, chloroplastic. Gene Ontology annotation, biological process: carbohydrate metabolic process. The record is from RefSeq and is a predicted model, not a curated record. Gene Ontology annotation, molecular function: beta-glucosidase activity. NCBI's taxonomy places the organism in Eukaryota, Viridiplantae, Streptophyta, Magnoliopsida, Brassicales, Brassicaceae.